Messenger RNA from Suillus subaureus, 1635 nucleotides. RefSeq lists its product as uncharacterized. The coding region runs from base 259 to 1518 and encodes 419 amino acids. The transcript is spliced from 10 exons. The record is from RefSeq and is a predicted model, not a curated record. Lineage: Eukaryota; Fungi; Basidiomycota; Agaricomycetes; Boletales; Suillaceae.
UAUGAUCUUCCUUGGCUUCUUGAGUCGUCCACAACAAAAAAUCUUGUUCUACAGCGCCAUGAAAGCCCCAGUGUAGCAUAAUUGUAAUAUCGGGAACUGCGCCCGGUCCUCGGUAAUUGACUUGUUUCAGCAUUGAAACAUAGCUUCGGGGUUCCCGAAGCGCCCGAACUUAGGUGACCUUCACCGAAUCUAAUACUCAUUUAGCUGUGAACGCCGAAAGGAGUGGGAAGUCAGGGUUAAGUAUAGCCAACGACCCGCAUGGUGCUCGAUGUUCUACAUAACAUUCGAUCCUCGAGAAAGAAAAUGACCCUUACGAACUUUGCUACUCACAAUACGCGUUUAAAUCCCAACCGGUCGCCGCGUGAAUUUGUAAAGCAAACCAGAAAUGGUGGCGUGAGUCUUCGGCUCGCAGGCCAAGAUGACCAACUCACGCUUCCUGUCUAUGGUUAUGGCGCGUCUGUGGAGGGCACCCUCGACGUCCACAAGCGAGAUGGUAUCACGAGUGUUGAAGUUCAAAUCGAAGGCACUCUCAUGAUGGAAGAACUGGCCGAAGGAGGGGCGAUGACCUGCAAACUGUUGCUUAACAAGACGAUUCUGUGGGUCAGGGACAGAAUUUACGAAGCGCCAUGCCCGCGUUCACUCCCAUUCAAUCUCCCUCUUCCAACCACUUUUUCAGAUGGCGGAAAAACCUAUUCCCUCCCGCCAAGCCACGAGUCCCACCUAUCCGGCCUGCCUGGAUUUCGCGCGAGGGUAAAGUAUAGUAUCAGCGCUAUUGCUGUGAAACCAAACAUCAUACCACAUGCAGUCAAGUCGUCCUUGUUGGGGGGCGGAGAUUGGACGAUUUCGACUCCGUUUGAGUACCUUCCUCGAACUCGUCCAUCUUCCCCAUUACCAUCACCUCUGGUGCCUGGUCAGUGGGGAAUAAUCGAGACUUCGCAAUGGAAGGUUUUUCCGACUUUGAUUCACGCAAAUCAGGGAGGACACGACAUUAUGGUAAAGUUUUAUCUCCCAACCAGUCGAACAUUCUGCAUGCACGAGCCCAUUCCUUUCCACGUUAUGUUUUCGUCUUCAGCAAUGUCUCUUGCUGCGUUUAUGCCUUUGGGACCGAUGGUAACCACGUCUCUGAAAACACGGCAUACAAAAGUACAGUUGUUGAGGCAGACAACUGUUGAUGUUCGCAACGCUUUGAUACUUGGCACCCGCACCGACAUCUGGAGAGUCGAUUGUAUUGGCGAAGGUGCAUUCAGGCACGCAGGUGACGGUGCACACUGGGUUGCAUUCUCGGGAGAUAUUUAUAUCUGUCCUGACAUCAAAGUCGGAGGCUUCAAAGCGGGCGGUUUUUCCAUCAAGGAUUGUGUAGUCCUAACCAUGACUCCGCCCGAUCUCUCCAAAUCACCUUUCAAGGAACUGCGGCUCACAAUUCCUAUCCGACUUGCAACAGAUCCUUACUCAAGUGGAUUUGGCUCUGGCGGGUCUGAUGGAUUUGGGGCUACUCCAGAACUCACCUACGACUCAUAAUAUCAUGAUUGUGAUUUGCAAUCAAUGUCAUUUACAUGCCUCACCAUAGACUGUUAAUUGACGCUGUCGCUAGCCGAGUGACAUGUCAUUCUUUGCGUCAUACACUCCAUACACACG